This is a messenger RNA of Prinia subflava (tawny-flanked prinia), 1473 nucleotides long. It is a transcript of the gene RAB20, whose product is annotated as RAB20, member RAS oncogene family. Gene Ontology annotation, cellular component: endomembrane system. Lineage: Eukaryota; Metazoa; Chordata; Aves; Passeriformes; Cisticolidae. Gene Ontology annotation, biological process: intracellular protein transport. Bases 200 to 892 code for a protein of 230 amino acids. The record is from RefSeq and is a predicted model, not a curated record. Gene Ontology annotation, molecular function: GTP binding; GTPase activity. The transcript is spliced from 2 exons.
GCGGGAGCGGGGCCGGGCCGGGGCCGCGGGAGGAGGAGCAGCCGGAGCCGGGCCCGGAUCGCGGCGGCUCCAGCGGAGCCCCCGAAGUUUGCGCUGCCGGCGGAGGCGGCUCUGGGCCCUCGUCCCGCCGCUUCCGGGGCCCCGCCGGGCCGGGAAAGGGGGCGGGAGCGGCCGCCGGCAGGGAGCGAGCCGGGCCGCGAUGAAGAAGCCGGACGGGAAGGUGGUGCUGCUGGGGGACAUGAACGUGGGCAAGACCUCCUUGCUGCACCGCUACAUGGAGCGGCGCUUCCAGGAGACGGUCAGCACCGUCGGCGGCGCCUUCUACCUGAAGCAGUGGGGGCCGUACAACAUCUCCAUCUGGGACACUGCAGGACGGGAGCAGUUCCACGGCCUGGGGUCUAUGUACUGCCGAGGAGCGGCGGCCGUGAUCCUCACGUACGACGUGAACAGCCUCCAAAGCCUGACGGAGCUGGAGGAGAGGUUCCUGGCGCUGACGGACAGCGCCAGCGCUGACUGCAUUUUUGCUAUCGUUGGAAAUAAGGUUGACCUCAGCGAUGACUGUACUUCACCAGCGGAUGAGAAGAGGCCUGAGAAGCCUGGUGCCAGCUGGGGCUCAAAGGUGCGAAAACAAGUCCGUGCGGAGGAUGCAAUCGCGCUCUAUAAAAAGAUACUGAAAUACAGAAUGCUAGAUGAGAAGGACGUUCCGGCAGCUGAGAAAAUGUGUUUUGAGACCAGUGCAAAGACAGGAUACAAGGUGGACUACCUCUUUGAAACUGUGUUUGACAUGGUAGUCCCAAUAAUCGUGCGGCAGAAAGCUGAGGGGCCACCGCAAACCGUAGACAUCACGGACUACAAACCAGCCAAAAGGACAAAAUCAGGCUGCUGUGCUUGAAACAUCUACGUGACAUAGCAAAGGGGAGGAAUUUUUCACUCCAGCAGAAUGAGGAAUAAGAACUGCUUGCAGUUGACCAGAAAGGAAAAGUCAAGGAAGAAAUAGACUAAAAUAGUGUAUGAAAAAAAGAGAAACAAACAAAAAUAAACAAAUAAAUCUUCUGACUGUUAAAGGCUUCUGGGAAGCUCUGUGUAUAAAAAAAUGAGAAUAUGAGUGAAAUGAUGGAGUAAGACUUGCCAGUUUCCAUGGGCUCUGAAGACAAAUGGUGUGUUAUUGCAAUGGGUAGCUACAAUCAUUUGGACAGAUUUGAAAGAUUGUGAUUUUUAGUGACUUGCCUUUUCGUGUUGCAUGUAAAUGAUCUGUUUGUGUACUCUUGAAAGCUUUCAUAUGAUGAUCCUCUUUUCCCUUACGAGUCUUUGGGAGAUUGAACACACAGUACUUUUUUAUUCUUAAGGAAAAAAAGAAAAUCCAGGUAUAUUUAUAUUUGUAGCUAAUAAAUCAAUUGCAAUCUUUUUAUGUUAGACAUGACAGCAUACGAUUCAGAAGCUGAACUAUUAAAGUCACUGUGGAUAUGUACUGUU